Arvicola amphibius (Eurasian water vole) is the source of this 519-nucleotide messenger RNA. Its product is annotated as cytochrome c oxidase subunit 6B2. The record is from RefSeq and is a predicted model, not a curated record. Gene Ontology annotation, cellular component: respiratory chain complex IV; mitochondrial crista; mitochondrion. The transcript has 4 exons. Bases 138 to 404 code for a protein of 88 amino acids. Lineage: Eukaryota; Metazoa; Chordata; Mammalia; Rodentia; Cricetidae.
GUAUUGCUCAUGUGCUCUUGGGACCAGCCCUCAUUCUCCAGCUAAAGGCACCGGUGGACCCCGCAGCCCUGGUAUUCAAGUUACGUUCAGUUUGUCCACCUCAGUGUGGUGAGGCCAAGGAGCUGACCCUUCCGUGGAUGUUGGAUGUUGAAGCCCAGAUGCCCCCUUCGGGCGAAUGGAAAACGCCCCCCUUCGACCCGCGCUUCCCUAACCAGAACCAGACGCGUAACUGCUACCAGAAUUUUCUGGACUAUCACCGGUGCGUGAAGACCAUGAACCGCCGCGGGAAAAACACACAGCCCUGCGAGUACUAUUUCCGCGUGUUCCAUUCACUGUGUCCCAUAAGCUGGGUGCAGCGCUGGAAUGAGCAGAUCAAGCAGGGGACUUUCCCGGGCAAAAUCUGACUGUGCACUUGAGCGCUGCUCCCUUUGAGGCAUCAUCUCCCAGUAACCACUGUCCUCUCACCAAACCCCAUCUCCACUCUGUCUCUACGCCACAAAUAAAGUUAUGAUGCUGCUA